UAUGGGAUGUAUAAAAUCAAAAAGGAAAGAGAAUCUGCAUGGAGAUGGGCUAGAUUUGAAGAAUCAACCAGUACGUAAAACUGAACGAACUAUUUAUGUGAGGGAUCCAACGUCCAAUAAACAGCAAAGGCCAGCAAAUCAAGAAGCACAGCUCUUACCAGGACAGAGGUUUGUCAGUGAAGAAGCAGAGGAGCAUGGAGUCAUUGUGGUAGCUUUGUAUCCCUAUGAUGGCAUUCACGAAGAUGACUUGUCCUUCAAAAAAGGAGAAAAAUUGAAAGUUAUUGAGGAGCUGGGAGAAUGGUGGCGAGCAAAAUCUCUCACGACGAGGAAGGAAGGCUUCAUUCCCAGCAACUAUGUAGCAAAAGUAAACACCCUGGAAACAGAAGAAUGGUUCUUCAAAGACAUCACCCGAAAAGAUGCUGAAAGACAACUCCUGGCUCCGGGAAAUAGUCCUGGAGCUUUCCUUAUCAGGGAAAGUGAAACAUUAAAAGGCAGCUAUUCUCUCUCCAUAAGAGACUAUGACCCACAGCAUGGCGAUGUCAUUAAGCACUACAAAAUUAGAAGUCUAGACAAUGGAGGAUUUUACAUCUCUCCAAGAAUAACUUUUCCCACUAUCAAUGAUAUGAUCAAACAUUAUCAAAAGCAAUCGGAUGGCUUAUGCAGAAAGCUGGAAAAAGCUUGUAUUAGUCCCAAGCCUCAAAAACCAUGGGAUAAAGAUGCAUGGGAAAUUCCACGGGAAUCGAUUAAAUUAGUGAAGAAACUUGGAGCUGGUCAGUUUGGAGAAGUCUGGAUGGGUUACUAUCAUAAUAGUACGAAAGUGGCUGUGAAGACUCUGAAGCCGGGAACCAUGUCUGUGCAAGCCUUCCUGGAGGAAGCCAACCUCAUGAAAACACUUCAGCAUGAUAAGCUCGUUAGGCUUUAUGCUGUAGUGACCAAAGAAGAACCCAUAUAUAUUAUAACAGAAUUCAUGGCUAAAGGAAGCUUGCUCGAUUUUCUGAAGAGUGAUGAGGGAAGUAAAUUGUUGCUUCCAAAGCUAAUUGACUUCUCUGCUCAG
Molecule: messenger RNA, 1054 nt
Organism: Balearica regulorum gibbericeps (East African grey crowned-crane)
Lineage: Eukaryota; Metazoa; Chordata; Aves; Gruiformes; Gruidae
Source: RefSeq, a predicted model, not a curated record